AUGAAUGAUGCUCAAGUGAAUUACACGGUGACAGAAAAAGAGUUGCUGGUAAUUGUGCUCGCAAUGGUGAAGUUUAGGCUUUAUCUCAUGGCUGCCAAGGCCAUGGCUUUACCCAAUAGUGAGGCCCGGAGCAUUGUGACCUUUCUCAAAAAGGGUAUCUUUACUCGGUUUGGCACUCUUAGAGCAAUCAUUAGUGAUGGAGGGUCUCAUUUUUGCAAUAAGGCAUUUGACACUUUACUUUCAAAGUAUUGUGUCAAUCACAAGGUUUCUACCUCUUACCAUCCUCAAGCUAGUGGGCAAGUUGAGGUCUCCAAUAGGGAGAUCAAAAGCAUUUUGUCAAAGAUGAUCAAUGCAAAUAGGACCGAUUGGUCAAAAAAAUUUGAUGAUGCUCUGUGGGCUUAUUGA
Messenger RNA from Nicotiana tabacum (common tobacco), 405 nucleotides. NCBI's taxonomy places the organism in Eukaryota, Viridiplantae, Streptophyta, Magnoliopsida, Solanales, Solanaceae. The record is from RefSeq and is a predicted model, not a curated record.